CUUUGUUGUCGUCGGACGGAGUGAAUUGGGGACCACAUACCCACGGAUUUUUUAGUGCACGGUGUACACACGUGAAUCGGGACCACCACAACAGCCGGCAUGGAUGUCACCAACGGCAUGAGGCCCAUUUUCGGAGGCUACCCGUUUCAAGGGCAAGGACGUAUGAAUCAACUGGGAGGAGUCUUCAUCAAUGGUCGGCCGCUUCCGAAUCACAUUCGACUGAAAAUAGUCGAAAUGGCAUGUAAGGGAGUUCGUCCUUGUAUCAUAUCUAGGCAGCUUCGCGUGUCUCAUGGGUGCGUUUCAAAGAUCUUAAAUCGUUAUCAAGAGACCGGCUCGAUCAGACCUGGUGUCAUUGGAGGCAGCAAGCCAAGAGUAGCUACACCCGAGAUCGAGUCAAGGAUCGAAGAAAUGAAGAGAGACAAUCCCGGCAUUUUCUCGUGGGAAAUCCGAGACAAACUCGUAAAGGAAGGUUUCUCGGAUCCUCCAAGCGUCAGUUCUAUCAGUAGACUGCUUCGCGGUGGACGACCUGGCGAUGAUGGAAAGAAGGAUUACACAAUAGACGGCAUCCUAGGAGGUGGUCGUUGCGGCGACGAAUCGGACACUGAAAGUGAACCGGGUAUUCCUCUGAAGCGAAAGCAACGUAGAAGCAGGACUACGUUCACCGGAGAACAACUAGAGCAACUAGAAACUGCGUUUCAACGGGCGCAAUAUCCUGACGUUUAUGCGAGAGAAGAAUUAGCCCAGAGGACUGGUCUUACGGAAGCUAGGAUACAAGUAUGGUUUAGCAAUCGUCGAGCACGGCUGCGGAAGCAUGCUGGUAGCAUAGCUCAUUCGGUAGCCAGUUUACCCUUGAGUACUUGUCAGUAUGCAGCCAGUCAUGAACUGGCACAGCUACCGCAAGUACCUCAGAUGUCAACUGGUAUACCGCAAGUGGCAACUUCGUUGCACCACAGCCCGUCAACACUGCAACAGUCGAACGUCACCGGUGCACACCAAAUCCCAGGAACAACCUCACAAAUACCCACCAGUAGUACGUCCAUCAUCCCAGUACCGGCCACGAUCAGCAGCGUUCUUCCAGGUCAAGCAGUAUCAAUUUCUGGACACUUCAGUUCGUUGCAGAGCCACGCGAUGCAGAUCGGCCAAGUCCCAACGAUUCAACCACCAGCAGCCCACGGAGCACCAACAUCCCUUUCUCAUAAUGCCGGAAACUCUGAUUGGUGUAGAGUUGGAUGGGGACAGUUCAGUCACUUUCAAGGAGAAUAUACGUCGAGUCAUCAACACACAUCACACGUAGGACAUCCUGGUACAUCAUCUUCCGGUACCGUCAACUCCGCGUCGUCUGCGGAAUGGUACGAUCAGGGUUACGAUUAUUCUCAGCAUAGUCAACUGAAUUAUCAUCGAACUGCAGGUGGAAUAUUUUAGGAGAAGAUAUUUCUAUAAUCAUUUGUAAAUGUCAGUCGCAAAAUUUAUUUAUUUGUACAGUUUCACUUAUACAACAUAUCUACUUUUCUAUUUCCGCUUUUCACAUUCCUUUCAUGUACAGUAUAAAUUGUAUAAUAUUUCUGUUCCUAUAGAUAAGUUUAAGUAUCUUUUUCAUUUUCUCUAUAGUGGAAUAUCUUUCUAAUUUUUUCAUAGAAAUCUGACUAUAUAUCAAUAAGUAGACACAUAUUAAAUGCGUAAUUUAUAUACUUCUUAAAUUGCGGGAAACAUGCAAUAGCCGCAAAAGCAAAGAACAUUGUUUAAUAAUUCGACAUUAACCCCUUGCCGUACUUUGACGAGUUCAACACAUUGAGUGCCAAAAGCCUCUUUUCUCUUCCUUUCCAUUUAACCCGCGUU
This is a messenger RNA of Megalopta genalis, 1836 nucleotides long. Lineage: Eukaryota; Metazoa; Arthropoda; Insecta; Hymenoptera; Halictidae. The record is from RefSeq and is a predicted model, not a curated record.